Molecule: messenger RNA, 3090 nt
Organism: Blumeria graminis f. sp. triticale
Lineage: Eukaryota; Fungi; Ascomycota; Leotiomycetes; Helotiales; Erysiphaceae
Source: the annotation of a GenBank genome assembly
AUGGAUUUACAGGUGGAAAAUGCGAUCGAGAUCGCAUGGAAUCCAGAUUCUAAUCCUGAGUUUAAAUCGCAAGCAUUCAAUUUUCUCAACCAAUUGAGAUCCAACGCGUCUGGUAGACAAGCAUGUAUAAAAUUAUUCACAAAAUCUCCAAAGUGCUCCGAUGUCGUGCGUUUAGUUUCUCUUGAUUUAAUCAACAAUUCACUUCAAAAUCAGCAGUUGGACUCCCAAAGUCUCGAUGAGAUAAAGACAACCAUACUCGAAUAUACGCAUUUAACGUAUGGCUCUGCCAACCAAGAAAAUAUUGAUCCGGCUCAUCUACAAAACAAAUUGACACAAACCUUGACGCUAUUAUUCGUCAUAACAUAUCAGCAUGGCUGGGAAGGUUUCGUGGACGAAAUUUCGCGCUUGACAAGCCUUCAAUGUGGCGGAUCAAGGGACAAUAUGAGUGGCACUGUACUUUACCUAAGAGUCCUUGGAUCUAUUCACGACGAGAUAGCUGAUGUUAUUAUCACUCGCUCCAACGAAGAUGCCAAACGCAACACUGAGCUAAAGAAUACUUUGCGUGUUCGCGACGUCCCAAAAAUCGUGGGGUCUUGGCAAGAAAUCCUUUCAUAUUGGCAAGACCGCAGUGAUGCUGUUGUUGAGAUAUGUCUGAAGGUUAUAGCGAAAUGGGUCAGCUGGGUUGACAUUUCAUUGAUUGUGAAUCAAAGUCUGUUGAACAUUCUCUUUCAGCUUGUUGGGCGAAACAACCUGCACAACAAGGAAGACAAAGUCCGCAACGCUGCGAUUGACACUCUUUCCGAGAUUGUGGCCAAAAAAGUGAAGCCCUCAGACAAAAUUGACAUAAUAAUCUUCCUGAAUCUGGGAGAGAUGAUUUCUCAGCUUAUAGCAAGCCCACCCCUAAAUGAACUACGAAUGACCUCAAGCUAUGAUACUGACUUAGCAGAAGCUGUUGCAAAGCUCAUCAACAAUGUGGUAGCUGAUAUUGUUAAGGUCCUAGAAGAUACUCAGGUACAGACUGAAGUUCGAGCACAGGCCGAGCAACUUGUACAAUCAUUUCUACCGUUGUUACUACGUUUCUUUUCUGAUGAAUAUGACGAGAUAUGCUCUACAGUCAUUCCCUCUCUCACUGAACUUAUCUCAUUCCUACGCAAAUCAAAGCCCCUCUCUUCCUCAUACUCUAGUAUGUUAACACCGAUUCUCAACUCAGUCAUCCAAAAAAUGAGAUACGAUGAAACGUGCUCAUGGGGAAACGAAGAUGAUCAAACGGAUGAGGCUGAAUUUCAAGAGCUUCGUAAGAGACUUAAGAUUUUACAAAAGGGUGUAGCGGCCGUAGACGAAUCUCUCUAUGUAGAGGUACUAAGUAACGUAGUAGGAAACACAUUUCAAAGGCUUGAUCAGGUGGAUAGCCUCAUAGACUGGCGAGACCUGGAUUUAGCACUGCAUGAAAUGUAUUUGUUCGGCGAACUUACUUUGAUUAACGGCAGUAUAUACUUUAAGAGUCAGCCAUCAGGGCCGGCUGCUGAACGCCUUAUUGCCAUGAUGACAAAGAUGGUUAACUCAGGGAUUACUUCUUUUAACCACCCUGCUAUACAACUUCAGUAUAUGGAGAUUUGUGUUAGAUAUUGCUCGUUCUUUGAAUACCACACUAUGUAUAUUCCUUACGUUCUUGAGCAUUUCGUUCGGUUUGUACACCACAAGCAUGUUAGGGUUCGCACUCGAUCAUGGUAUCUAUUUCAGCGUUUCGUAAAGCAUCUUCGAAUUCAUAUCGACAGAAUCGCUGAAACGGUGAUUGAAUCGGUGCGCAACCUUUUAACCAUUAGCGCUGAGAUAAAGAACGAGCACACUGAUGGGGAUGUUUCAUCGGAUGAGAACGACCAGAUAGAAGAUCCAACUUUCACUGCGCAGCUAUAUCUUUAUGAGGCUGUCGGAUGUAUUUCUUCUAUUCCAGCUAUUCCAAUUGAGAAGCAGGCCUUUUAUGUCCACACAAUUUUUGACCCUCUAUUCUCGGAAAUUGAAAAGAAUUUAGCACAGGCAAAAUCUGGUAAUUUACAAGCAGUACAGCAGAUUCAUCAUGUUAUUAUGGCCCUCGGGACCUUCUCUCAUGGGUUUUCAGAGUCUCUUCCGAAGAAUACAGUAAUCGCAAAUCAUGUUCCAGAUAGAAGUUUAUCGGAACAGUUUGGCCGGGCUGCCGAAGCAAUUUUAAUUGCUCUUGAAGCACUCAAGUCAUCAUUUGAGAUCCGAACAGCGGCUAGGGCCUCGCUUUCGAGACUUAUGGGGGUACUUGGAGCUGAUAUGCUACCAUUUCUGCCUAGAUGGAUCGAUGGCCUCUUAUAUGCGAGUUCUUCUAAAGAAGAGAUUGCCUUAUUCCUACGCUCACUAGAUCAAGUUAUAUUUGGAUUCAAGAAAAAGGUUUACGUUGUCCUUGACUCUUUACUAACUCCUCUCCUGCAUCAUGUCUUUGCCAGUCUUGCCGAACCAAUUACUGGGACUGAUGAUGAAAUCCAACUGACGGAGCUUCGACGGGAAUACCUCACGUUUAUCCAGAUAAUUCUGAAUAAUGAGCUGAGUAAUGUGCUCAUCAGCGAUCGAAAUCUGGCCUAUUUUGAGUCGCUGAUUCUAUCUGUCACUAGUCUUGCAGCGAUUGCCAGUUCUAACAGUGCAGGAAAUAUUGCUCCUAUUCGCAUGGCUUUUGUCAUUAUGACGCUGAUGACACAACUUUGGGGAGGUCUAGACCAAGGAAAUGCUAACGGUCAACCUGCUACAAAAUCGACCUUGCCACAGUUUGCCUUUCCAGGAUUUGAGAGAGUUUUAGUAGAAAGAUUCCAUCCUAUAUGCUGGGAUGUAAUGCGGAAUUCUACAUUUAAGCCUGAUACUGAUGCAAACUCGAAACAAAUACUUCAUGAAAUAGCCGGAUUAGAGAACGCCAUUUAUAAAAAAACGGGGCACCUAUUCCUUCAACAUCUUCAACAAGAAUUUUUUCCUUCUAUUGGCGUAGACGGCAGCGAGUUUAUUCAAGUCUUGUCAAAUGGCUCGGAUCGUAAGGAUCUUGUGAAGUUUCUACAAGGGUUCGUAAAGCAGUUACGAUGA